Messenger RNA from Tilletiopsis washingtonensis, 3254 nucleotides. RefSeq names its product putative kinesin-1 motor protein. Gene Ontology annotation, molecular function: ATP binding; microtubule motor activity; microtubule binding. NCBI's taxonomy places the organism in Eukaryota, Fungi, Basidiomycota, Exobasidiomycetes, Entylomatales. Gene Ontology annotation, biological process: microtubule-based movement. The coding region runs from base 185 to 3109 and encodes 974 amino acids. The transcript is spliced from 9 exons. The record is from RefSeq and is a predicted model, not a curated record.
CCUCGCUCUCCUACGUUCCACUCGUCUCCCAGCCACUGCUUCUCGCAGCCAGCGCAGCGCACGCAUCGUUGCGCCUGCUCUGCCUACUCGCGCGCCGCCGCCCGCGCUGCGCACGCGGCCGCCGCCGAGCCGCGCCCUCUGCUGCGCGUGAGCGCGUGCACGCGCCGCACCUCUCGCGCCCGCCAUGUCCGGCAACGUCAAGGUCGUGUCGCGGUUCCGCCCGCCAAAUGCGCUCGAGCUGCGCGAGGGCGGCGACAUUGUCGUCGACUUUGAUGAGGGCGAGAACACGACGGUGAAGCUCAAGCACGGGCCCGCCUCGGGGCCCGAGGCCGGCGGCUUCACCUUCGACCGCGUCUUUCCCAUGGGCACGCGCCAGAAGGAUGUGUUUGAGUUCGGCAUCAAGGAGACGGUCGAUGACGUGCUGAAUGGAUACAACGGCACCAUCUUUGCAUACGGCCAGACGGGCUCGGGCAAGACGUUCACCAUGAUGGGCUCGGACAUCGACGACGAGAACCUCAAGGGCAUCAUCCCGCGCAUCACCGAGCAGAUCUUCGACAACAUCAUGGCCUCGCCGCCGCACCUCGAGUACCUCGUCAAGGUCUCCUACCUCGAAAUCUACAUGGAGCGCAUUCGCGACUUGCUGGCUCCGCAAAAUGACAACCUGCAGAUUCACGAGGAGAAGAACAAGGGCGUGUACGUCAAGGGGCUGUCGGACUUCUACGUCGGCGGGCAGGCAGACGUGUAUGAGAUCAUGCGGCAGGGUGGCUUGGCGCGGGCGGUGUCGUCGACGAACAUGAACGCCGAGUCGUCGCGCUCGCACUCGAUCUUCCUCGUGACGAUCCAGCAGCGCAACACCGAGACAGGCUCGCAGAAGACGGGCAACCUGUACCUCGUCGACUUGGCAGGCUCGGAGAAGGUCGGCAAGACGGGCGCCAGUGGCCAGACGCUGGAGGAGGCGAAGAAGAUCAACAAGAGUCUGAGUGCACUCGGCAUGGUCAUCAAUGCGCUGACCGACGGCAAAUCAUCACAUAUUCCGUACCGCGACUCGAAGCUCACGCGCAUCUUGCAAGAGUCAUUGGGCGGCAACUCGCGCACGACGCUGAUCAUCAACUGCUCGCCCUGCGCCUUCAACCAGGACGAGACGAUCUCGACGCUGCGCUUCGGCGUGCGCGCCAAGUCGAUCAAGAACAAGGCGCGCGUGAAUGCCGAGCUGUCGCCUGCCGAGCUCAAGGCGCUCCUGAAGAAGGCGCAGGUCGAUGCUGCGCGGUACCAGAACUACAUUGCCGCUCUCGAGGGCGAGCUGAAGCAGUGGCGGGCCGGCGGGACAGUGCCAGAGAGUGACUGGGCGGAGGUCGGCAAGGUCGCCGCGGGCGCAGAAGGGCUCGCUGCACCUGCCGCUGCGCGGUCAGCAACGGCCUCGCCCUCGGUGCGGCCACAGACGCCUGCGAUCGAGGCCUUGCUGCGCGAGGGCAGCUCGCGGCCCGACACGCCGACCUCCAGCACGCUGGACAAGGACGAGCGCGACGAGUUCCUGCGGCGCGAGAACGAGCUGCAAGAUACCAUCGCCAAGCUCGAGAACGAGCUGGAGGAUGUCAAGGCGGCGGAGCGCAUUGCCCGCGACGAGCUCUCGUCUGCGCGCGAGCAGGAGCAGUCGGGCAAGGAGAUGUCGCAGCGCCUCGAGGAGUGCAAGCUCGAGCUCGACAGCGUGCGGCACAAGCUCAAGGAGGCCGAGAUCCUCAACGACGUGCACGCCGACAGCAUCCGCGAGCUGACGGUGGACGUGGACGAGCUGCGCAAGGCGGCGUCCGAGUCGACGCGCAACGCAGCCGGCGCAGCGGGCGCACGGGAUCCGGGACACGAGGGCAAGGAACGCAAGAAGGCCGAGCGCAUGGCCAAGAUGAUGGCCGACUUCAACGCCGGCAUCGUGUCGGAGAAGGAGGAGCAGAUCCGCGAGACGCUGGCCAAGCUCGAAAUCGCCAGCGGCAUGGGCACGGGCGCCGACGGCACACUUUCUGCAGACGACAUCUCGACGCUGCGCGAGCAGCUGCUCGAGUCGCAGACGCUGGUGCGCGAGCAGCACGAGCGCGUGCGGCAGGUGCAGGACGAGAACGAGCUGCUGCUGCAGCGGCGCGACGAGAUGGAGGCGCGCCUCGCCACGCUCGAGGCCGAGUACGAGGAGCUGCUCGACAAGACGUACCACGACGGGCAGGACGCAGGCACUGCGGGCAUCAACGAUGCCAUGCUUGAGCUGCGCGGCAAGCUGGAGGACCAGUACGCGAGCCGGCGCGAGGCGCAGGCCAGCGAGAUUGCGGACCUCAAGAAGCAGCUCGAGCUCAAGGCGCAGGAGCGUGCCAGCAUGCAGGCCGCCAACGACGCGCUGCGCUCGACCAACGACGAGCUCAAGCGCGCCUUUGCCGUCACGGCCGCCGCGGCCGAGGGCGGCAAGGACCUGGCAGAGAGCGCGCGCGAGAUGGAGCGUGUGCGCAAGACGAUGGCCACGCAGCUGUCCGAGUUCGACAACAUGAAGAAGAGCCUCAUGCGCGACCUGCAGAACCGCUGCGAGAAGGUCGUCGAGCUGGAGAUCUCGCUCGACGAGUCCAAGGAGCAGUACAAUAACGUCAUCCGUAGCUCCAACUCCAAGGCGCAGCAGAAGAAGAUGCACUUCCUCGAGCGCAACCUGGAGCAGCUGACGAGCGUGCAAAAGCAGCUCGUCGACCAGAACGGGCAGCUCAAGAAGGAGGUGGCGAUUGCGGAGCGCAAGCUCGUGGCGCGCAACGAGCGCAUCGAGAGUCUCGAGAGCCACCUGCUCGACAGCCAGGAGAAGCUCGCGCUGCAGAACCGCAAGUUCGACGAGCAGCUGCAGGCCGUCAAGGAGCGCCUCAGCCAGGCGCGCGAGAUGAAGGGCGCCGCCGGCGCCGGCGCCGCGGCGCUGGGCUUUGGCCGCAUCGCCAAGCCGCUGCGUGGCGGCGGGCCGACGCAGGGCGGCGCACAGGGCGGGCCAGGCGCGCCGCAGGCCAUGCGGCAGUACCCUGGCGUGGCGAGUGCGCAGAACAUGGACUCGUCGUCGCCCAAGGCGCGCUCGAGCUGGUUCUUCUCGGCCGCCAAGUAGGCGUCCCUCCUCGUUGCCCACCUGUCUGCCUCCUGCUCCCCACUCUAGACGUCGCGGUCAUAUUUUCCUUCGUCCGUGCGCCCACUCUUGUCCUCCGCACGGUUUUCCCCCACCCAUUAUUCCCCUGAGCACGACCCUCGCAGGC